Molecule: messenger RNA, 390 nt
Organism: Nicotiana tabacum (common tobacco)
Lineage: Eukaryota; Viridiplantae; Streptophyta; Magnoliopsida; Solanales; Solanaceae
Source: RefSeq, a predicted model, not a curated record
AUGGCAGAAGACUCCGAGAUUUGGGAUGUCAUCUGUGAUGGACCCUUUGUUUCUACCAAGACUGUUGGCGACCCAGCUAUAACCAUUCCCAAAACGAGGAAGGAAUUCAAUGACGCUGAUCGAAAGGCCAUAGAAAAGAAUUUUUGUGCAAAGAAAAUUCUUGUUUGUGGCAUUGGUUUUGAUGAAUAUAAAAGGAUAUUGGCAUGCCAAUCAGGAAAAGAAAUAUGGAAAGCUCUUCAGAUAGCUCAUAAAGGAACAACACAGUUAGGAGAAGCAAAACAGUCUAGAGAUGACCUAGUAGUCGUUGUGGUUGAUUUAAAGGAAACAAUUGAGAACCAGAAGAAAGAGAAGGAAGCCUUAAAUGAAAAAAAUUGCAAAUAUAGAUCAUGA